AUGGGCCGGCACUGGCACGGGCUGAAAAAGCACGGCCAGAGAACGGUCCGGCCUGGACCUGUUCGUGCCUGGGCCGUGCCAGGCCCAGUGCCGUGCCUGGGCCGCGAUCGCGGCACGCGGUCCGAGCACGGGCACGGCCCGUUCAAGGCAGCGGCACGGGGCGGCACGGCGAUGGCCGGUCGCCGGUGUCUCGCCGCCUCCUCAAUCCCCAUCCCUAACUCUAAAUCAUUUCCUCUCUCUCCAAUUCUCCAUCGACCAGGACCCCUUCACGCGCCGCCGCUCCUACCUACCGCCCGCCGCCCGCGCGCCUGCCUUAUCUCCACGAGCAGCUGCUGCGCGCCCGCGUCCGCCGGCCGCCGCAGCCUCAGGUCGUCGUCGCCCCCGCCCCCUGGCCUGCGCAGAUCUACUCCGGCCGCCGCCGCCACCCUCGGCCCCCGCCGGCACAGGUCGUCCCUACCUCCCCGGCCGUCGCCGCCGCCAUCCGACAUCCCCUCCUCCAGUCCUCCCCUUGCUCUGCUCUGCGCCGGGCUGCCGGCCGCCUCCGCCGUGCUGCCGUGCCCCGGGGCACGGCACGCCGACGCCCUUGCCGGGUCGUGCCUGGGCCGGGAUGCCGGCACGGUGGCACUACGCGGCACGGCGGCGCCCGCCGUGCCGGGCCUCGCUGUGCUCGGGCCGUGCCGUGCCCGGGCAGCCCGUUUGGCCACCUAUAAGCAUGGCAGCUUCGCUGUUCGGGUCUGCACAGCCCCCAACACCUUUGGCGGAAGCUUCCCACGUUGA
Messenger RNA from Panicum virgatum (switchgrass), 777 nucleotides. Its product is annotated as proline-rich receptor-like protein kinase PERK8. Lineage: Eukaryota; Viridiplantae; Streptophyta; Magnoliopsida; Poales; Poaceae. The record is from RefSeq and is a predicted model, not a curated record. The transcript has a single exon. Bases 1 to 777 code for a protein of 258 amino acids.